This is a messenger RNA of Stylophora pistillata, 2833 nucleotides long. RefSeq lists its product as uncharacterized. The record is from RefSeq and is a predicted model, not a curated record. Gene Ontology annotation, cellular component: mitochondrial outer membrane. Gene Ontology annotation, molecular function: GTPase activity. Gene Ontology annotation, biological process: mitochondrion localization; mitochondrial fusion. Lineage: Eukaryota; Metazoa; Cnidaria; Anthozoa; Scleractinia; Pocilloporidae.
AUGGCGUUGGCACAAUUAGAGGAGACAACCAACAGAGUGAGGACCUUAAAUGAAGAGCUCAGGCAAAAAACAGAAAGAGUCAAAGAAGUCGCUUUAGCUGUUGCUGAAGAAUACCCAAACAUUGCUCGUAAUCCUGCCAACCCUUUAGACGUCCUAGACAUACAAUCCGAACUUGACAACUUAAAUGAUAGGUUCAACUAUUUACAGGAACAGCUCUCAGACAAAGUUGUCAUAACAUUUGUUGGAGCAACCAACAGUGGUAAAUCAUCUCUUAUCAACGCCUUACUUCGAGACGACCGUCUUCCCGUUUCUCACGGAGAAACCACAAUGUGCGCUAUCAAAGUUUGCACCACAGAAGCUGAUGAGUGGAAAUUCUAUCUACAUGGGAACGAACUUCCACAGAACACGAUAGAAGAGGUGAAAGAACUCCUUAGCAGGAUGUCUGGCGAGGAAAACGAAGAUGCAAGAAAACAAUUACAACUUGAAACACGCAGCGUGGUGCAGAUAGACUGGCCUAAACAUCUUUGCAAAUGGUUGCCUGAAAAUAUUGUUUUAUACGACACUCCGGGUUUCAACGUUGAUCGUGACGCCAUGAACUUGAUUGAAGAGUGGUGCAGGAAGGCGGAUAUCAUUGUGGCUGUAAUGGAUGUAUCUUCCUCAGCAUUAGUGGAGCUCGCAAGAUUGGUAGCAAGAGUGGAAUGCCAGUAUACUUUUGGUGUUUACACAAAAUGGGACAGAUUCCUUCAGGAAAUACAGAGAAGCCGUACCCGUGUUGAUCACAAUCAGUAUAAGAGCAAUUACACAAAGAACUACCUUGAGAUGGUUGAUAGAGAAUUAGAAACGAUGAAUGAAGAAACACACCGACAGGAGGUACCAAACGAAACGCAAAACAGAACACGACAAGCGCGAGGACGAGAGCAUGGAAACAGAUACGAGAAAGUGUUUUUCGUGGAUAUAGGCAGCAUGGAAGAAAACCAAUUGCCUUUCGCAGACUACCAAGGAGAGCCAACUGAAGACAACACAUUGGAGGAAACGUACACUGAAGGACAAAGGAGUUUUCUAAAGUUUGAGAGAGCUCUAGGAGAGACUGCAAGGGACUUAAAAGGCCCAAUAUUAAUACGAGUAGCUGAUAAUGUCUUUCAAAGAGCUGGGAAAGUGUUCGAACAGUUUCAAAACCUCUUGGAAUAUAUCAGAGAAAAGAGGAAUGAACCUCUGGAUCGUCUAGAUGCAAUGAAGAAGGAUCUUGCCUCCCUUCAGGAACUUAAAGAGAGUAUUAAGAGCACGAAGGAAUUACUGCAUGGCAUUUUAAAUGAUGAUGCCAUCAACGAAUUGGAAGGAGAACUUUGUGAGCGCCUUCAGAACUGUAAAUCAGAAAAGGAGACUUUAAACCAAAUGUUGCAGAAAGUGAACGAUCAAAUGAAAGCAUCUAUUGAGAGAGAAGAUGAAGAAGUCAACAAAAAGUAUAAACAGUGGAGAGAAAAUCGUAAAUCUGACCAUGAAUUUAGUUUGAGUGAGGCGUUGCCAAACUAUGGAAUUCACCAGUACCACCCCUUUACCUUACCAAGGGGUGUGGGCCCUGUCCUUAUGGGAGUCACUUGCGGGAUAGCAGUUGGAGCAGCAGUUGGAACUGUAGGCGCUGCCUUGGCACCCGCAGCAGUAGCUGUAGGGGCGCUUGAAAUAGGUAUAGCUGCAAGUGCUGGUGGUGGAGCUGGAUUAGUUGGAACGAUUGGGGGUUUGGUAGCCUACAGAAGGAAAAGUUUUAUAAGAGAGCGACAAAAGAGGAGGGAAGUUGCUAAACAGUCGCUCGGAAAUAAAUUAAAGAAAUAUAGAGAAGUUGAUCGCAACUCACCACCGUUGGAGGAAAUUGAACGGAUCUCCUCCAACAUUUCCUGUGAGAUAGAACGCCUGAGAGAACAAUAUGAAUCAUCUGAAGAGAUUCAAGACCUUCGUGUAGAAAUCACACAGCUAGAAAAGCGGAUUGAGGAAAUUUCCGGGAUCACAACCCGUCUGCAGGUGAUGAGAGGAAAACUUAACGAGCUGGGGCGAGAGAUGAACUGCACCACUGUGGAAGUUUCACCCGAUGACCAGACAGAAGACCAAACAGAACACCAGACAGAAGACCAGUCACCAAUGAGUAUGACCGAAAUAGGUGCUGGAUUCUCUAUUCAGUGAUUAUGAAUGUGGAGCAAAAACGUCUAAGAUGGGAAGAAUGUAUUGAGCUUCUCAUAUGUCUUGAAAAAAUCGAACGUUAGCGAUGAGGAAAAUAUGGUUGAUUUUGAAUAUAUUUAUCCUCUGGGAAAGGAGACCUACAUGUGUUGCUUACGUUUCACUUCUCGUGCUGUGUUAGGAAAGAAAAUAGUUUUCAAAACGUUAGCUUAAGGACAAGCAUGUUUGUCUAUUUCUAAGCCAAAAGAAUCAGCCAUGAGUGGCUAGUCUGCGUAGCUGGUUGAAGCCAGACGAAGAAAAGAGAUGUUCGAAGAGAUAAUUGAGGCUUCUCCACUCACCGCUGAGCGCACACAAAGCCUUAAGGCUGAGUAGGCUAUGUCUCGCUGUAUCAAGGCUUAUUAGGAAAUUCCGAAAGGUCGAUGUUAAGAGAUAUGUUUUCAUUUUAUAGUAGCCAUUUGCUUUAUCUUCCUAGUUCAGAAGAGAGUUUCAUGUCCAGUAAAGAAUUCUUCAUUUUCCUGAAAAAAAAACUUGCCGUUGGUGCCAGCGGAUGAUCGGGAAUGUUAUUACAAACGGUAAUAUUAACCCAGUGUGUUUGUGUUUGUGAAUCAGGAGUUACUCAAUAAGGAGAAAAUGAUUAAAUACAUAAGAGUAAAAGCAUUGAGUUAAA